Manis pentadactyla (Chinese pangolin) is the source of this 10790-nucleotide messenger RNA. RefSeq names its product REV3 like, DNA directed polymerase zeta catalytic subunit (gene REV3L). The record is from RefSeq and is a predicted model, not a curated record. Gene Ontology annotation, molecular function: DNA-directed DNA polymerase activity; nucleotide binding; DNA binding. Gene Ontology annotation, cellular component: zeta DNA polymerase complex; nucleus. The transcript has 32 exons. Lineage: Eukaryota; Metazoa; Chordata; Mammalia; Pholidota; Manidae. Gene Ontology annotation, biological process: double-strand break repair via homologous recombination; error-prone translesion synthesis. Bases 463 to 9813 code for a protein of 3116 amino acids.
CCGAGCCAUCGGCCCCCGAGCCGAGCGCCGGCCCAGAGGGCCCAGCGGCGCGCCCGCCGCCUCCCUCGCUUCGCUCGGGCGGGGAGGGAAGCCGGCGCGCCCGCCCUUUCUCGCCGCGUCCCCUCCCCCCGCCGCGCGCCGGCCUCCCCUCCCCCGGUGGUUGCGUCCGUGACAUCAUCAUCAUGGCAACAGGCGCCGCAGCCUGGGACCGAGGAGCCCGUGUGACCCGCGGCGGCGGCGGCUCCAGCACCGAAGGAAGCGCCAGGGUGUCUCUCCUGCCGGCCCGCGCCGGGCGCUGUUGAGGCGGCGGCGGUGCCCGCGGCGCCCCACCCGGCCCGCGGCCGCGGGGCCUGCGCGUGAGGGGAGGGGGCGCCGUCGCGGCUGUGGGGCCGCCCCUGCGGAAGGCGCCGCCGCCGCUGCCGGGUCGCGGGCGACGAGGAGGCGGUGGCAGCGGCGGCGAACAUGUUUUCAGUGAGGCUGGUGACUGCCGACUACUACAUGGCGAGCCCGCUGCGGGGGCUGGACGUCUGCCAGGCGCCGCUCAGCCAGGCCCCGGUCCGGAGCGUGCCGGUGGUGCGAGUCUUCGGGGCGACCCCGGCAGGUCAGAAGACAUGUCUGCAUCUACAUGGCAUCUUUCCUUACCUCUAUGUGCCAUAUGAUGGUCAUGGACAAGAGCCAGAAAGCUAUCUUUCUCAGAUGGCAUUCAGUAUCGACAGAGCACUUAAUGUGGCUUUAGGCAAUCCAUCUUCUACUGCUCAGCACGUGUUCAAAGUGUCAUUAGUAUCAGGAAUGCCUUUUUAUGGUUACCAUGAAAAGGAAAGACACUUUAUGAAGAUCUAUCUUUACAAUCCUGCAAUGGUGAAAAGGAUAUGUGAACUUUUGCAAAGUGGAGCCAUAAUGAAUAAAUUUUACCAGCCUCAUGAAGCGCAUAUUCCCUACCUCCUACAGCUCUUCAUCGACUACAAUCUCUAUGGAAUGAAUUUAAUAAAUCUGGCUGCUGUCAAGUUCCGAAAAGCGAGAAGGAAAAGUGAUCCAUUGUGUGCAACUGGAUCUUGCAAAGAUCGGCUAACAGGAAAUUCUUUUACUGGUACUUUAUUUCGGUGGGAAGAAGAUGAAAUACCAAGCUCUUUAAUACUGGAAGGUGUUGAACCACAGAGCACAUGUGAGUUAGAAGUGGAUGCUGUAGCUGCUGAUAUCUUAAAUCGGCUGGACAUUGAAGCUCAAAUUGGCGGAAACCCUGGUCUGCAGGCUAUAUGGGAAGAUGAAAAGCAACGGCGAAGAAACAGAAGUGAAACUUCUCAAAUCAGCCAACCUGAAUCACAAGAUCUCAGGUUUGUGCCGGCAACAGAAAGUGAAAAAAAAUUUCAGAAGAGACUUCAGGAAGUUCUCAAACAGAAUGAUUUCUCUGUAACAUUAUCAGGAUCUGUGGGCUGCAGCGAUGCGUCCCAGGAGUUCUCUGCUGAGCUAACGCUGUUCUCCGAGGCUCUGUCUCCUCAAAGUCUUCCAUGUACGCCAGCUAAUAUGGUAGAAGUCCACAAAGACACAGAGCUGAGCAAAGGUCACAUUAAAUACAAAGUGGAGGAAGCUGUUAUUAAUGAAGAGGCAAUUUUGAACGUCAUGGAAAAUAGUCAGACUUUUCAGCCUUUGACCCAAAGACUGAGUGAGUCAGCAGUUUUCUUGGAGAGCAGUCCUGAUGAGGCUCUGGUACAUCUUCUUGCUGGUUUGGAAAAUGAUGGAUAUCAGGGGGAAAGGCAUAGGAUGCCGUCAUCAUGUGCUCUUGGAAACAUCAAGAAUCUCCAAAAUAGUGAUGAUGAAGAAAAUGAACCACAGAUCGAAAAAGAAGAAAUGGAGCUUAGUUUGGUGAUGUCUCAGAGAUGGGACAGCAAUAUUGAAGAACAUUGUGCCAAAAAGAGAUCACUGUGCAGAAACACCCAGAGAAGCUCAACUGAAGAAGAUUCGUCUUCAGAAGAAGAGAUGGAGUGGAGUAGUGACAGUUUGCUUCUAGCCAACCUCUCUAUACCUCAGCUUGAUGGAACUGCAGAUGAGAACAGUGACAAUCCACUGAACAACGAAAAUUCCAGAACCCACUCUUCUGUGAUCGCAGCCAGCAAGCUGUCUGUAAAAACUUCCAUCUUUCACAAAGAUGCUGCUACAUUAGAGCCCCCGUCUUCAGCUAAGAUCACCUUUCAGUGCAAACACACAAGUGCCCUUUCUUCCCAUGUUCUGAACAAGGAAGAUUUAAUUGAAGACCUUUCACAACCACACAACAAAGAAAAAGGUCUGGAUCAUUCAGCUGCUGCUGUUACAAGCGAAAGCACUUACUCUCUGAAAUACCCUGGAUCUGUAAGCAGCACUGUCCAUUCAGAAAACUCUCAAAAAGAAAGUAGCAAGAAAGAUACCCUCCCAGUAUCUUCCUGUGAAAGUAGUAUUUUUGAUUAUGAAGAAGAUACUCCAUCUGUUACAAGACAAGUACCAAGUAGAAAGUAUACAAACAUUAGAAAAAUUGAUAAAGAUGCCCCUUUUAUACAUAUGAACCGUCACGCUAGCGAAAGUACAUUGAGCAAAAAUUCUUUCAACUUUACUGACUCAAGUCAUUCAAAAAGAAAAUCAGCCUCUGAAGGAAGUGAAAAAAGACACAGUACAGCUAUGAAUAGCUUGUUCCCUUCAUCAUUGACUGAAAACUGUGAGCUGCUGUCAUGCUCAGGGGAGAAUAGAACUGUGGUACAUUCUCUUGAUAGCAUUGCUGAUGAAAGUGGACUGAAUAAGCUUAAAAUUAGAUAUGAAGGAUUUCAAGAACAUAAAACAGAAAAGCCAAGCCUCAGCCAGCAAGCAGCACAUUAUAUGUUUUUCCCCAGUGUUGUCCUCUCUAACUGUCUCAGUAGGCCACAGAAACUCUCCCCUGUCACAUACAAACUACACCCCAGCAAUAGGCAGUCCCGGUUAAAAAUGAACAGGAAGAAGUGUAUAGGUCACCAGGAGACGUCCACCAAAACUAGUGAGACUGGACCCACAAAAGAGAACUGUGUGCAAAGUCUUCCUUGUUACAGUCACCCUGAGAAGGAUGGCACAUUGGCUGAUGAUGUGAUUAAAGUCACUCGUGGAGCUUUUGAAAAUAAAACACCUAUGGACAGUUUUAUAGACUGCCCUUUUGGAGAUGGAACGUUAGACACUGAGCAAACCUUUGGAUUGUAUGGAAACAAGUACACGCUUAGAGCCAAACGCAAGGUGAAUUAUGAAACUGAGGAUAGUGAGUCGGGUUUUGUAACACACAACGCAAAAAUCAGCCUACCUCAUCCCACAGAAAUUGGUGGAAGUAUAGAUGGAAAUCUCAAAUCUCGAAAACGAAGAAAAAUGUCUAAAAAGCUGCCCCCUGUCAUCAUAAAGUAUAUUAUUAUUAAUAGAUUUAGAGGGAGAAAAAAUAUGCUUGUGAAGCUAGGAAAAAUAGACUCUAAAGAAAAACAAGUAAUAUUAACAGAAGAAAAAAUGGAACUGUAUAAAAAGCUUGCACCUUUGAAGGAUUUUUGGCCAAAAGUUCCUGACUCCCCUGCAACCAAAUACCCCAUUUAUCCACUAACACCAAAGAAAAGUCACAGAAGAAAAUCAAAACAUAAGUCUGCUAAGAAAAAAACUGGUAAGCAACAAAGGACAAAUAGUGAGAGUAUUAAAAGACCUUUGUCUUUCAGGAAAAAACGGUCCCAUGCUGUUCUUUCACCCCCCUCACCAUCUUACAGUGCUGAAACCGAAGACUGUGACUUGAAUUACAGUGAUGUUAUGUCUAAACUAGGUUUUCUUUCUGAGAGAAGCACAAGUCCCAUAAAUUCUUCUCCACCUCGCUGCUGGUCUCCUACAGAUCCAAGAGCUGAAGAAAUUAUGGCUGCUGCAGAUAAACAAGUGAUGCUUUUUAAGGGUCUUAAUGCACAUAGUAGCAAGACCGUUAAUUCUCGUAUAGAAAAAAACAGACGAGCAAGAGCACAGGUUAAGAAAUCAAAGACUAAGCUUGUUAAUCCCCCUGUAGUUACCAAGAAAAGGAACAAACGAAAUCAGACAAAUAAACUAGUAGAUGAUGGGAAAAAGAGACCACGAGUGAAACAGAAACAAAAAACAAAUGGGAAAGGUACGCCAAGAAAGCACAUAACGUUUAAGGAUGAAAAGGUAAAAUCUCAGCCUGUGCUGAAAUAUCAGCAUGUGUCUGAGUCCCCCAGGAGUCCUGGAGGCUCUCCACUGCUAUUCAAACAGAGAGAGGUGUCACCAGCAGGCUCUGCUGUAGGGCCUCCCCUGUCUGCCCCACUGCCCACUGGAAUCCAUGCACCACAGAACUCACCUGGCUGCUUUUCUUCUUUCUUAGAAAGCAAGAAGCCUGGAGGUGUGCAGACAUUCCCCAGUUCACGAGAUGAUGUGUAUUCAUCGGUUGUUUGCAGCUCUUUGGGACCUGGAAUCUCCAAAGUUAACGUUCAGAGAUCUCAUAAUCAAAGUGCUAUGUUUACUCUGAAGGAAUCAACCUUAAUUCAAAAAAAUGUAUUCGACCUUUCCAACCGUUUGUCUCAGGUAGCACAGAAUACACAGACAUCUCCAGGUAUAAUGUCUCCAAAGACAGAAGAUAGUGCAAAUACACAGAAAAACUACUUGUCAUCUUUUGGAAAAUUAAGUGAAUAUCAUAAUCCCAUAGACCCAAAGCCAGACCAGAUGUGUGCCCCUGGUUUUUUGCACUGCAGAGACAGUCAGCAGCAGCCUGUAUGCAUGGCAGAGCCUCCAAAGCCCAGCGAGGCCUGUCCUCCCGGAAGUGCAGCAGCGGACGAGAGCCAGACAUCUGACAGCUGCCCUGUGACUUCCUGGAGAAGCCCGAUCAAACGGAUCGCGUGGGGGCAAAAACAAAGAGGCUUUGUUUUAGAUAUGUCAAAUUUUAAAUCUGAAAGGGUAAAAGAGAGGGCACUGUCAGAAGCCAUUUCACAAACCAAAGCACUUUCUCGGUGUAAAAAUCGAACUGUGCCAACACCUUCAGCAUUUGGUGAAGGACAGUCUGGACUGGCAGUUCUAAAAGAAUUGUUACAGAAAAGACAGCAGAAAGCACAAAAUGCAAAUAUUAUGCAAGAUCCAUUAUCUAGUAAGCAGCAACCAAACAAAAAUAUUUCUGGUUCCCUUGAGCAUAACAGAACAAUAAAACGAACACGAUCAGUAACAUCUCCAAGAAAACCUCGAACUCCCAGAAGUACAAAAGCUAAAGAAAAAAUUCCCAAACUUCUUAAAGUAGACUCUCUAAAUUUACAAAACUCUGGCCAAGUGGAUAACUCCGCAUCGGAUGACAGUCCCAUCUUUUUUUCAGAUCCAGGUUUUGAAAGUUGUUACUCACUUGAAGAUAGCUUGUCUCCCGAACAUAAUUAUAAUUUUGAUAUUAAUACAAUAGGUCAAACUGGAUUUUGUAGCUUCUAUUCUGGAAGUCAGUUCGUCCCAGCUGAUCAGAAUUUGCCGCAGAAGUUCUUGAGUGAUGCAGCUCAGGAUCUCUUCCCAGGACAGACGAUAGAAAAGCCUGAGUUUUUAAAUCACGAUGACCAGAAGUGUGGUGACGCCCGGCGCCUCGCCUCGGCCUCGCGGGUCGGACCCAGCGCCGCCAGCCCCGAGCUCUUUGACAGCCCCGAGAGCCGUCGCCACGACCAGUGGGAAAGCAGCUUUCACUCUCUGACCACCCGGUCUAAUUCGUUAAUGGAUUCUUUCUGUGUCCAGCAGGCAGAGGACUGUUUAAAUGAAAAGCCCAGACUGAGCAGGAGCUCAGUGAGUAAGGAGGUGUUCCUGAGCCUCUCGCAGCCAGGCCACUCCGGCUGGAUUCCGGGCCGUGCCAGGAAGGGCGCGGGGCAGCCCCUCGACUCAGGCGGCGCCUCUCGUACCACGAGACUGCCCUCCCCUGACGGCGAACUUGCGGACGCGGCGUCCGAAGACUUAGAACUGUACGCUUCGAGGAAUCAUGACGUGCUGACACCAACUCCCGACAGCUCACCGAGGUCCACUAGCUCUCCCUCGCAAUCCAAAAACGGCAGUUUCACCCCUCGGACUGCUCACGUUCUGAAACCACUUAUGUCCCCACCAAGUAGGGAAGAAAUUAUGGCAACUUUAUUGGAUCAUGACCUUUCAGAAACCACUUACCAGGAACCGUUCUGCAGCAAUCCUUCGGAUGUGCCGGAAAAGCCCAGGGAGAUUGGUGGACGGCUUCUCAUGGUAGAAACUCGACUUCCAAAUAAUCUGGCUGAGUUUGAAGGAGACUUUUCCUUGGAAGGACUUCGUCUGUGGAAAACAGCAUUCUCAGCUAUGACUCAGAAUCCAAGACCAGGAUCCCCCCUUCGCAAUGGCCAACCAGUUGUCAAUCAAGGGUCAAGUAUUAGCCAUAAAAUGGUUGAAGAUAAAAAAAUUGUGAUCAUGCCUUGCAAAUGUGCCCCAAGUCGACAACUGGUUCAAGCAUGGCUUCAAGCCAAAGAAUAUGAGCGCUCCAAGAAACUGUCCAAGAUUGAGCUGGCUGCGGUUGACAUGUCUGCUGAGAACUUCGCCUCCUCAGUUAACCCAGAUGACCAACCUGUAGUGCCUCCAAAAGCGGGUACAGCUCCACACAUGCUCCCCACUACGGCAUAUGCCAAGGAAGCUGCUGGUGAUUCUCAAAUUUCUUUCCAGGCACCAACUACAGGAGGAUACAGUGGAACUGUAAGUGAGGGUCAGGCGCUACCACCGGCUCUUCCUUCAAAUGACCCUGAGAAAGAAGAAGAUGGCGAUGCCUAUUACGUUAGUUAUAGCUCCCCGGAUUCUCCAGUAAUUCCCCCUUGGCAACAAGCAACAUCCCCAAAUUCCAAAACAUUAAAUGGAGGUGGCAGCCUCCCGUCCCCGGUGGAGGAGCUGCAUUCCCUGACCACUGAGAACUUGUUACAGCCGGUAAAAGGUGGAACGCAGAAAAGCCCCUGCAGCGAGCCUCAGGAGCCUCCGGUGAUGUCUCCCAUCAAUGUCAGGGCAAGACCCAGGGUGUGCGAGGCCCUCCGCCUUCACAGCACACCCAUCCCGCAGAGAAGACCUGUGGAAAGGCCUCCUGAGACCGCCGGCCUUAGCCCUUUAUCAGCAGAACCAAAAACCCAGAAAUUGAGUCAUAAGAAAGGAAGUAACCCUGACACUCUUAGAAGAGUACUCUUAACACCAAUAAAGAAUCAAUUUGCAGCAGUAAACACCCCAAAGAAAGAAACUUCUCAGAUUGAUGGACCAUCCUUAAACAAUACUUACGGUUUCAAAGUCAGCAUACAAAAUUUACAGGAGGCAAAGGCUUUACAUGAGAUUCAAAAUCUUACCCUCAUCAGCGUGGAGUUACAUGCUCGAACUAGACGAGACUUAGAGCCAGACCCUGAGUUCGAUCCGAUCUGCGCUGUGUUCUACUGCGUCUCGUCGGACACCGCACUGCCGGACACAGACCGAACGGAGCUCACGGGCGCCAUAGUGAUCGACAAAGACAGGGCGGCCUCCAGUCAAGACAUCAGAUAUAAGACUCCAUUACUUAUAAGAUCUGGAAUUACAGGACUAGAAGUUACCUAUGCUGCUGAUGAGAAAGCGCUUUUUCAAGAAAUUGCAGAUAUAAUAAAGAGAUAUGAUCCUGAUAUUCUGCUAGGAUAUGAGAUUCAGAUGCAUUCCUGGGGUUAUCUCUUACAAAGAGCGGCUGCCUUAAGUGUUGAUUUAUGUCAGAUGAUCUCCCGGGUGCCAGAUGACAAAAUUGAGAACAGAUUUGCAGCUGAAAGAGAUGAGUAUGGAUCAGGUACAAUGAGUGAGAUAAAUAUUGUUGGCCGAAUUACACUAAAUCUUUGGAGAAUCAUGAGAAAUGAGGUGUCACUAACUAACUACACCUUUGAAAAUGUGAGCUUUCAUGUUCUUCAUCAGCGUUUUCCCCUCUUCACCUUUCGAGUCUUAUCAGAUUGGUUUGAUAACAAGACAGAUCUAUACAGAUGGAAAACAGUUGAUCAUUACAUUAGCCGUGUCCGUGGAAAUCUCCAGAUGUUAGAGCAGCUGGACCUGAUUGGGAAAACAAGUGAAAUGGCUAGGCUUUUUGGCAUUCAAUUUUUACAUGUACUCACAAGGGGUUCACAGUACCGUGUGGAGUCCAUGAUGCUGCGGAUCGCUAAACCGAUGAACUACAUCCCCGUGACGCCCAGCACGCAGCAGAGGUUCCACAUGAGGGCGCCGCAGUGCACCCCCCUAGUCAUGGAGCCCGAGUCCCGCUUCUAUAGCAACUCCGUCCUGGUGUUGGAUUUCCAGUCUCUGUACCCUUCUAUUGUGAUCGCGUACAACUACUGUUUCUCCACCUGCCUUGGCCGUGUGGAGAGCUUGGGAAAGUAUGAUGAGUUCAAGUUUGGCUGCACCUCUCUAAGAAUACCUCCAGAUUUACUUUACCAAAUUCGGCAUGAUAUCACCGUGUCCCCCAGCGGCGUAGCCUUUGUCAAGCCUUCAGUAAGAAAGGGUGUGCUACCAAGAAUGCUUGAAGAAAUUUUGAAGACUAGACUGAUGGUGAAGAAGUCAAUGAAGGCUUACAAACAAGACAGAGCUCUUUCACGAAUGCUCGAUGCACGUCAGCUGGGACUUAAGCUUAUAGCAAAUGUCACAUUUGGCUAUACAGCUGCUAAUUUUUCUGGGAGAAUGCCAUGCACUGAGGUUGGUGAUAGUAUUGUUCACAAAGCCAGAGAGACCUUGGAACGAGCUAUUAAACUGGUGAAUGAUACCAAGAAAUGGGGUGCUAGGGUUGUAUAUGGUGAUACUGACAGUAUGUUUGUACUACUCAAAGGAGCCACUAAGGAGCAGUCAUUUAAGAUCGGGCAGGAAAUUGCUGAAGCCGUGACUGCGGCCAACCCCAGACCCGUGAGACUCAAGUUUGAGAAGGUGUAUCUGCCCUGCGUCUUACAAACAAAAAAGAGGUAUGUGGGUUACAUGUAUGAAACACUGGAUCAGAGGGACCCAGUAUUCGAUGCAAAGGGGAUAGAAACAGUCAGAAGAGAUUCCUGUCCUGCUGUUCCUAAGAUACUUGAGCGUUCUCUGAAGCUGCUAUUUGAAACACGAGAUAUAAGUUUAAUUAAACAGUAUGUUCAGCGACAAUGUAUGAAGCUUCUGGAAGGAAAGGCCAGCAUCCAAGAUUUUAUCUUUGCCAAGGAAUAUAGAGGAAGUUCCUCUUACAGACCUGGAGCUUGUGUGCCAGCCCUUGAACUCACAAGGAAAAUGCUUACUUACGACCGGCGCUCUGAGCCUCGGGUUGGGGAGCGAGUGCCCUAUGUCAUCAUUUACGGGGCCCCUGGAGUACCCCUCAUCCAGCUGGUGAGGCCCCCGGGAGAGGUCCUGCAGGACGCAGCUCUGAGACUGAACGCCACGUACUACAUCACCAAGCAAAUCCUUCCACCCCUGGCAAGAAUCUUCUCACUCAUUGGGAUAGACGUCUUCAGCUGGUAUCAUGAGUUACCAAGGAUCCAGAAGGCCACCAGCUCCUCGCGAAGUGACCCCGAAGGGCGGAAAGGCACUAUUUCCCAGUACUUCACUGCCUUACGCUGCCCUGUGUGUGACGACGUGACUCAGCACGGCAUCUGCGGCACGUGUCGGAGCCAGCCGCAGCAGGUGGCCGUCGUCCUCAGCCAGGAGGUCCGAGAGCUGGAGCAUAAACAGGAGCAGCUCGCAAAGGUCUGCAAGAACUGUGCAGGCUGCUUUGACCAGCAUGUCCCGUGUGUCUCUCUCAACUGCCCUGUACUUUUCAAACUCGCCCGAGUCAACAGAGAGUUAUGCAAGGCCCCAUAUCUCCGGCGAUUGCUGGACCAGUUCUGAGGGGUCGGUGUUGGAGUCCAGGUGCUGUUUGCUCCUCAGCGUUCACCACGGAACCGCUGCGCACGGUGCUUCUCGCCCCCCUGCGGUCAGUGUGUCUGUCCGUCUAGCCUGUGAGGACUGAAGCCUGUGAGGGCUGCACGCCGACUGAACUGAGAAUCCGACUUGCCUGAGUGGCUCCCGCCUUGCCGUGUAGAGUCCUCCUCGCACCUUCUUCACAUUGUUUUAUGACGUGGGUGUUGAAUUUGCUCCAGUAUGUGUGACAUCGUGUGAAUCCAUGUGAGUAGAUCAGGGUUACUUCCCUGUGGGCGGAGCACCAAGAACCUCUUUUUACAAAACCAUCCAUGUGUUCCCUUGGACUGUCUGUACCAAGACGUGUUACUUAGAGAUAUCCAUUCACUUUAUAAUUUUGACUGCAAAAUAUUUUGUAAAUACACUUUUUUACUUUUCAAACAACUGAGUAAAAUAACGUGCAAUGAAUUUUAUACAAAUGAUUUUCAUGUUGUUUGGUAUAUUUCCUCUAGGUUUUGCUUGACUCAGAGUAGAGUUGUUAUUUUGAUCAAACUGUGCAAAUAAUAGUACCAUCGUAGCAUUUGGACAUUACUUUCCAAGCCACUGUCUUGCUUUAGCUGUUACGGGGCAUUGUGAGGAACCGUGCAAAGACACUUUUGUCACAAACCUGUGGGCCUGUUGCAAUACUUUAAAAAUAAAAAGUUUUAUUCCAUUUUUGCUUGUUUUGUAUAGACAUUUCUAUUGCUUCUAAAUAUACUUAAAAUAUUUUCUUUCCUUAUGUACUGUACAGUUAAUCUUAUUUACCAUCAUGUUGAACACAAAAUGUGUAUUUAGAAUAUUUGUACAACUAACUGUAUAGAAUGAAAAGGAAUUAUGUGGUCAGUGCAUUGUUUUCUAAACUGGAAAUCAUUUUGUUUUAAAAGUUAACAAUGGAAACCAUAUUAAAAUUGAAUAAAAUAUGAAAUAUG